AUACUUGAAAAAUAGCGCCACGCCGUUCUCCGGUUCCAGCCUGCAUCCCUAGAGGAAAACUGGACUCCACUCAAAAACACCCUUGAUUUCGUUUCAAAGCGACUUCUUCUUGUUAAGAAGCCGGCAAGAGUAGGAGGAUUUUGAUUUCAAGGAGACAGACAAUUGAAUUAUUACUGCCAAGAACCAAUGGAGGAGUCGGCGGCGGAGCAAAAGGGAAGAAAGAAGGGAUUUCGUCUUGCCAAGAAGUCAUCAAGAAUGAGCGGAGAGAGUUCGACGUCAACGAGAGAAUUGAAUUCUUCUUCUCUAGAAACAAUGGAGACGGAGCAAAAGAAGAAGAAAAGUUUGCCGGUGAUACCAUGGAUGAGAGACCCAGUAGAUAUUAGUCGCUACGACCCACUCCCAGUCGAUUCUCUUCCUUUUCUUGACAGCAGGUUAAAGAAAGCCUUGCAUAAUAUGGGCAUCAGUUCAUUAUUCCCCGUGCAAGUAGCAGUUUGGCAGGAGACGAUUGGCCCUGGCUUUUACCAGCGAGAUCUUUGCAUAAAUUCACCCACGGGGAGUGGGAAGACUCUUGCUUAUGCUUUGCCAAUUGUGCAGAAACUAUCCACUCGUUUUAUUAAGUGCCUUCGAGCUCUGGUGGUGUUGCCCACUCGUGAUUUGGCUUUGCAGGUCAAGGAAGUUUUUGAUGCUUUAGCUCCUGCAGUGGGCUUAUCGGUGGGUUUAGCAGUUGGACAAUCUUCUAUUGCCGAUGAGAUAGCAGAGCUCAUUAGGAAACCUACGCUAGAUGCUGGCAUCUGGUUUGACUCUGAAUAUGUUCCUCCGGAGCUGAGGAGUGCAGUAGACAUACUUGUAGCAACACCAGGAAGAUUGAUGGACCACAUUAACAAUACCAUGGGUUUUACACUUGAGCAUCUUCAUUAUCUAGUAGUUGAUGAAACAGAUCGAUUACUUAGGGAAGCUUAUCAAUCCUGGCUGCCUAAUGUCCUUCAAUUGGCUUACUCUCAGAAUCAAAGCCCAUUUCCCUGUACAGAUGACAUUGUUCCUACGUUUGGUGUACUGAAGACCAUCAGGAGUUUCAGUAGGGGUAAGCCUCAUCCAAGGCUUGCAAAAAUGGUUCUAUCAGCCACUUUAACCCAAGACCCCAGUAAGCUUGCGCAACUUGACCUUCACUAUCCUUUGUACUUAACAACGGGACACAGGCGCUACCAGCUCCCUGAACAUUUGAAAUCCUUUAAAGUGCUAUGUAAAUCAAAGCUUAAACCACUCUAUCUACUUGCACUCUUGGAAACCUUGCAAGGGGAAAAGUGCAUUGUUUUCACAUCAUCUGUAGAUUCAACUCACCGGCUAUGCACCUUGUUAAAUUUCUUUGAUGACCUGCAAAUCAAGAUUAAAGAGUAUUCCCGUCUUCAACGUCAGUCCAUAAGAAGCAAGACAUUGAAGGCAUUUCGGGCAGGAGAAAUACAAGUACUUAUUUCCUCUGAUGCAAUGACUCGUGGAAUGGAUGUUGAAGGGGUAAAGAAUGUAAUCAAUUAUGAUAUGCCUCCAUUUAUUAAGACCUACAUUCACCGGGCCGGUCGAACUGCAAGGGCAGGGCAAAGUGGCCGCUGCUUCACAUUGCUGCACAAAGACGAGGUUAAGCGAUUCAAAAGGCUAUUACAGAAGGCUGACAAUGAUUCUUGUCCAGUUUAUUCUGUUCCAUCAGAAACCAUGGAGUCAUUUCGUUCUGUGUACAGUAGAGCUUUGGAAAGAUUGAAAGAGAGUGUUGAAUCAGAGAAACGCAGUAAAGGCAAGGUUAAGGUGAAUAUCAAGCAUCCUGCUGUUACAAGGAAAAAGGAGAAAGCCUCUUUCAAGGAAGAGGAGUCGCCUAUGAUGAAAUGAUAUAUCCUGCCAAAUCCAUACAAUUUCGAUCAGGACGGCGAACCAUUUGGGUGUGCAACAAUAAUGGGAGAAGAAUGAGUGUGAAUAGUUGUCAAUGUCAAGGAAUCGAGAAGCAUUCAUUUGCCCCAAUUCUGUUGUCAGUAUAUGCUCGAGUUAGGAGCGACUUGGCUAACUUUUCUGUAAACGGGGGAAUGAGUUGAUUCUUUCAACUCGAUAAAAUUGGUAUUCGUAUUAUUAUUGUUAUCGCCAAUUUGUCCGUGACAAUGUGAAUUGUAGGGUGGGGAUGGGCUGAGGUUAUAGGGAUUUUGAUUUUGUAAGAUGGGGAAGAAGGAAAUGAAAAUUGAUUGUUUACAAGUAGGGGUAACAAACAAAACAUUUUUGUCGGAGGUGAUAACAACAGUUCUUCUCGUUAACAUUAGAAUACAUGUGAUUUCCUCUAGAGUUUAAUGGAAGAUUUGAUAUAGAACUCUAAGUUCUUAUUACAUACAUAUA
Molecule: messenger RNA, 2367 nt
Organism: Sesamum indicum (sesame)
Lineage: Eukaryota; Viridiplantae; Streptophyta; Magnoliopsida; Lamiales; Pedaliaceae
Gene: RH1
Product: RNA helicase 1
Molecular function (GO): nucleic acid binding; ATP binding
Source: RefSeq, a predicted model, not a curated record